Molecule: messenger RNA, 987 nt
Organism: Aureobasidium melanogenum CBS 110374
Lineage: Eukaryota; Fungi; Ascomycota; Dothideomycetes; Dothideales; Saccotheciaceae
Product: phosphoribosyl pyrophosphokinase
Exons: 3
Coding region: 1-987 (328 amino acids)
Biological process (GO): 5-phosphoribose 1-diphosphate biosynthetic process; ribonucleoside monophosphate biosynthetic process; purine nucleotide biosynthetic process
Cellular component (GO): cytoplasm; ribose phosphate diphosphokinase complex
Molecular function (GO): ribose phosphate diphosphokinase activity; magnesium ion binding
Source: RefSeq, a predicted model, not a curated record
AUGCGUCGCACUUGUAUCUUCGGCGGCCGCAGCCAUCCAGAGCUGACCGACUUCAUCUGCGAGAAGCUCGGCAGAAAGCCCGACAAGGUCGAGCUUAGAAAGUUCGCCAACGGAGAGACCAGUGUCGAGAUCAAGACUUCGGUGCGCGACCAGGAUGUCUUUAUCGUCCAGAGUGGUUCCAACAAGACCAACGACGAUGUCAUGGAACUGCUCAUCAUGAUUGCUGCUUGCAAGGGAGGCUCGUCCAAGUCUGUCACUGCCAUCAUGCCCUACUUCCCCUACUCGCGCCAGUCCAAGAAGAAGAGUCAUCGUGGUGCUAUUACCGCCCGCAUGAUUGCCAACUUGAUGCAUGUUGCCGGUGUCAACCAUGUCAUUACCAUUGAUCUCCACGCCAGCCAGAUGCAGGGUUUCUUCAAGUGCCCCGUUGACAAUCUGGUCGCCGAGCCUCUGCUUGCUCGCUGGAUCCGCAGCACUGUUCAGAAUUGGAGAGAGGGUGUCGUCGUCAGCAAGAACCCUGGUGGUACCAAGCGUGUGACCUCGUUGGCCGAUGCUCUGAAGUUGAGCUUUGGCAUUGUCACCACCGACAGAAGACGCCCCAACAUGGGCCAGAGCAUGUACAACAGCCUCGAGACCACGAUCACCCUUGUUGGCAACGUUCGUAGACGUCCCGUCUUCAUCGUCGACGACAUCAUCGACAAGGCCGGCUCGUGGAUUGCCGCAGCGGAGACUGUCGUCAAGAGAGGUGGUGCCACAAAGGUCUACUGCAUGGCUACCCACGGUCUCUUCGGCGGUGACUGCCUCCGCGAGAUGGAUGAGUGCGAGGAGAUUGAUGCCAUCGUCGUUACCAAUGCCUUCCCCAUCCCUGAGGAGAAGCGCAAGGGUAUCCGCAAGUUGGUUAUUCUGGACGUGAGCACCUUGCUCGCCGAAUCCAUCCGCCGCAACCACCACGGUGAGAGCAUCAGUCAACUCUUCAUGCAUCACGAUUGA